Molecule: messenger RNA, 1808 nt
Organism: Scleropages formosus (Asian bonytongue)
Lineage: Eukaryota; Metazoa; Chordata; Actinopteri; Osteoglossiformes; Osteoglossidae
Gene: rxfp3
Product: relaxin family peptide receptor 3
Exons: 1
Coding region: 431-1660 (409 amino acids)
Biological process (GO): cell chemotaxis; positive regulation of cytosolic calcium ion concentration; G protein-coupled receptor signaling pathway
Cellular component (GO): membrane; external side of plasma membrane
Molecular function (GO): C-C chemokine binding; C-C chemokine receptor activity
Source: RefSeq, a predicted model, not a curated record
CGAUCGCUUCAAGUUUAACCUCCCGCUAGCGACGAGGAGGAGGAGGAGGAGGAGGAGGAGGCGGGGCGGGGGGUUGACAGCCUAGGACCACGUUACUGUCUCAUUCUUUUUAGUUUGUCUCCAGUGCGUCAAACUUGGUGUACUUAGAAAACCCUACAGCGGGAAACAAAUGACAUUAAUGUCAAGUUUCUGGCGGCAGGAGGAGAUCUGACGUUUCCAGUGUUAGCACGUUAACCUUUUUCACGUUUCUGUCUUUGGCCGAGGAAGUUCUGCAGUGGAUCGUCGACGCACAGCAGCGGGACAUCAUCGGUGGAGUAAAAGCGCGUGAAAUGGACGCCGGCGGGAGCGCCGCGUGAGGGAUGCGGAACUUCUCGGACUCUGCCGGCACUUGUUGUUCACAGCGAGCGACGCGAUCCCGCCCGGACAUGGGAUGGAUGUUCUGAACGGAAGCGAUGCGGCGCGCACCUCCCAGCUCCCGGUGGACGCGGACGGGGACGCGUCCCUGGCGCCCAACAGGACGAACCGCUCCGUGGCGGAUCCGUUCAGCCUGCUGGACCUGGAGAGAGCCGACAUCGUGGGCGACGGCUCCGCCGUGCUCAGAAUCAUCAUCUCGGUCGUCUACUCCGUGGUGUGCGCGCUCGGGCUCAUCGGAAACAUCCUGGUCUUGUACCUGAUGAAGUCGAAGCAGGUGUGGAAGAAGUCCUCCAUCAACCUGUUCGUGACGAGCCUGGCCGUGACCGACUUCCAGUUCGUGCUCACGCUGCCCUUCUGGGCGGUGGAGAACGCCUUGGACUUCACGUGGCUCUUCGGGAAAGCCAUGUGCAAGAUCGUGUCCUACGUGACGGCCAUGAACAUGUACGCGAGCGUCUUCUUCCUCACGGCCAUGAGCGUGGCGCGCUACUGGUCCGUGGCGUCGGCGCUCAAGAGCAAGAGGCGGCCGCCCUGCUGCUCGGCUCGCUGGAUGAGCCUCGUGGUGUGGGUGGCGGCCGUGGUGGCCGCGCUGCCCAACGCCGUGUUCUCCACCACGGCCGCCGUGUCCGACGAGGAGCUCUGCCUGGUCAAGUUCCCGGACAACAGCGGCGACGCGCAGUUCUGGCUCGGCAUCUACCACUCGCAGAAGGUGCUGCUGGGCUUCGUGGUGCCGCUGGCCGUCAUCUCCGUGUGCUACCUGCUCCUGCUGCGCUUCAUCACCAGCAAGAACAUGAACACGUCGAGCGCCAAGAGACGCUCCAAGGUCACGCGAUCCGUGACCAUCGUGGUGCUCUCCUUCUUCCUCUGCUGGCUGCCCAACCAGGCGCUCACGGCCUGGGGGAUCCUCAUCAAGCUCAACGUGCUCCACUUCAGCUACGAGUACUACACGACGCAGGCGUACCUCUUCCCCGUGUCCGUGUGCCUGGCCCACUCCAACAGCUGCCUCAACCCCAUACUCUACUGCCUCAUGAGGAGGGAGUUCCGCAAGGCGCUCAAAAAGCUCUUCUGGAAGAUCGCGUCGCCCUCCGUCACGAACAUGAGGCCGUUCACGGCCACGACCAAGCCGGAGCACGAGGAGCAGGGCAACGCGCUCGUGCCGGUGCACGCGCCCGAGCCCGGCGUGGCGUUUUACCCGCCCGGGGUGGUGAUGUACAGCGGGAGGAACGACCUCCUGCCCAACAGCACGUAGUGCGGCGAAUUAUUGCCGCCCUUCUUCUUCUUCUUGCCCUCGGGAUUUAUUGCACUUGCUCUCUUCUUGGCGACGUUUAAACUGCGCACGGGAAGAAUUAAAGUUCAAAAGCCCCGCCGUCCUUCCCCGGCCCGGCCCGUGCCUCGAA